UAAUGGCAUACGUCUCGUUUAUUAUUAUUGGAAUUUUUUUAAACAUUCACUGGAUUGAUUGCUAUACCAAUCUUGCAAAUGUACCAUGUGGCCAAGGAAAAUUAACAAGACGUAUGCCAAAAAUAGUCGGUGGACAAGAUGCAAUACCCAGUGAAUUUCCGUGGCUCGUUAGUAUCACGAGAAAAGGAGGACAUUUUUGUGGUGGUACAAUAAUCAACAAUAAAUUUAUUUUAACAGCAGCUCACUGUUUAUGUUCAGGAUUAAAUUCAAUUCCAGUGAAUCAGUUAAAAGUAACACUUGGUGAAUAUAAUUUACGUGAAACAGAAAUACCAGCUUCGAUUAUUAAAAAUAUUAAAAAUGUUGUUGUUCAUCCGAGUCAUAAGUGUGGACAGUAUAUUGAUGAUAUAGCUAUUUUGGAAUUGGGUGAGACUAUUGUUUGGAGUAAUAGUAUUCAGCCAGCGUGUUUGCCAAUAGGACAAGAUGAUGUUAAUUAUCAAAUAUUUAAUGGAGAAUCAGCUACUGCUGCUGGAUGGGGAUGGCUUGGUGAAAAUCGUACAGAAUACAAACGAACAGAUAAAUUACAAAAAGUUGAUGUUAAUAUUAUUGAAAAUAAAGUUUGUCGAGAUUGGUACGAAAGUCAAGGUAAAAAAACUCGAGUUGGACCACAACAAAUGUGUGCUGGACAUGAAUCUGGUGGUAGAGAUUCUUGUUGGGCGGACAGUGGUGGUCCCUUGAUGGUAGGAAGUAAUCUUGGUGACAGUAUAGUUGUUGUGGGAGUUGUUUCAUCUGGUUUGGGAUGUGCUAGACCAAAGUUGCCUGGUAUCUAUACGAGAAUAUCUGAGUAUAUACCUUGGAUAACCCAACAAACAAAUAUCCAACAUUAA
Messenger RNA from Aphidius gifuensis, 884 nucleotides. RefSeq names its product venom protease-like. The transcript has 5 exons. Gene Ontology annotation, molecular function: serine-type endopeptidase activity. NCBI's taxonomy places the organism in Eukaryota, Metazoa, Arthropoda, Insecta, Hymenoptera, Braconidae. The record is from RefSeq and is a predicted model, not a curated record. The coding region runs from base 3 to 884 and encodes 293 amino acids. Gene Ontology annotation, biological process: proteolysis.